Molecule: messenger RNA, 2342 nt
Organism: Anarrhichthys ocellatus (wolf-eel)
Lineage: Eukaryota; Metazoa; Chordata; Actinopteri; Perciformes; Anarhichadidae
Gene: wrnip1
Product: WRN helicase interacting protein 1
Exons: 7
Coding region: 100-1866 (588 amino acids)
Biological process (GO): DNA repair; DNA-templated DNA replication; DNA synthesis involved in DNA repair
Cellular component (GO): nucleus
Molecular function (GO): ATP binding; enzyme activator activity; single-stranded DNA helicase activity
Source: RefSeq, a predicted model, not a curated record
UGUGAAUGCACACAGACAGCAAACAACAGACAGGAAGUCGACUAGUAACAAAAUUGGUCCACUGGUUUAUGGGGGUCAAAACUUUCGCGGGAAUUCUACAUGGCGACCGAGAUGGACGCGGUGCAUUGCCCCGUAUGUUUAAAAGACUUCACGUCUGCCACAAUUAACGGACACCUCGACGCGUGUCUGCUGAAAAGCGGGACCGACAGCGAACCUCCGUUAAAGAAGUCUCGCAUCAGUUUAACGGCUGAACCUCCCGGUGUCAACAGCACCGUGACCUCCUCCAUGGCUGGUGCUCCGUCAUCUUCGGUGUUUUCUCUGUUUCAGACCAACCACAAGAGUAACGUUUCAGGUCCAAGUGAACGGAACGGUUCGAGUAAACAACCAGCUGUCACCGCAGUCAACAAGGGAGUUAAACGUAAUUUGUCGAGCGAGGCAGAACCGGGACCGGAAGGUGCAGAGGAUCUCAAGAGCCAAAGUUCUGGAUUAAACGGACAGACCCUGAAGGCAUCACCUGCUGUAUCGCCACUCACGCUGCUGACGGGAAACAAGCCUCUGGCGGAGCUGCUGAGACCAAACACACUGGAGGAAUACUUUGGGCAAAAUAAAGUUGUGGGUCCGCAAACACUCCUCCGGUCUCUUCUGGACUCCCAGGAAAUACCAUCUCUGAUCCUCUGGGGACCACCGGGGUGUGGCAAGACCACUCUGGCUCACAUACUCUCGAGCACCAGUAAAAAGAAAGGCACAGCUCGAUUCGUCACUCUGUCUGCCACCAGCGCGUCCACCAGUGACGUCAGAGAGGUGAUCAAGCAGGCGCACAACGAGCUCCGACUGUGCAAGAGGAAGACCAUCAUGUUCAUAGAUGAAAUUCACCGCUUCAACAAAUCCCAACAGGACACCUUUCUUCCUCAUGUGGAAUGCGGGACGGUGACUCUGAUCGGGGCGACCACGGAAAAUCCGUCCUUCCAGGUGAAUGCUGCCCUGCUGAGCAGGUGCCGGGUGCUGGUUCUGGAGAAGCUCUCUGUGGAGGCGAUGGGCCUGAUCCUGGACAGGGCCGUGGCCAGGCUGGGGAUCCGAGUCCUGGAACAAGAUCCAGCAAAUCCGAAGCAACAAGACCAAUCAGACGGACACGAGCCAAAGAUUUUCAUUGAACAAAAAGCUCUGGACACCAUCGCCUACCUUUGUGAUGGUGACGCGAGAGCAGGACUCAAUGGUCUGCAGCUGGCUGUUCAGGCUCGGGUGAGCUCGGCCCAGCCCGACCAAUCAGAACGAGGUGGUUCUGAGAAAAUACUGGUGAAGGAGGACCACGUGAAGGAAGGUCUGCAGAGGUCUCAUAUUCUCUAUGACAAAGCUGGUGAAGAGCAUUACAACUGUAUCUCUGCGUUGCAUAAGUCUCUGAGGGGCUCCAAUGAGAACGCGUCUCUGUACUGGCUGGGCCGCAUGCUGGAGGGCGGCGAGGAUCCUCUCUAUGUGGCUCGCAGACUGGUCCGCUUCGCCAGCGAGGACGUGGGAAUGGCGGACCCCGCCGCUCUUCCUCAGGCUGUGUCGGCCUUUCAAGCCUGUCACUUCAUCGGGAUGCCCGAAUGUGAGGUGAUUCUGGCUCAGUGUGCAGUCUAUCUGGCACGAGCACCUAAGUCUGUGGAUAUAUACAAGGCCUAUGCUAAUGUGAAAGCCUGUUUGAGGAACCACAAAGGCCCUCUGCCUUCUGUCCCCCUGCACCUUCGCAACGCCCCCACCAGGCUGAUGAAGCAGCUGGGCUACGCUAAAGGCUACAAAUACAACCCGGCCUUCAGCGACCCCGUCGAGCAGCAGUACUUACCUGAAGAGCUGCAGGGCAUCGACUUCUUCACCUGGACACCGUCAUGAGGAUCUGAUGCACUGACGGACACAACUUAUUAUAAACGGUUAAAAAAAACACAAGGCUGCUGAAUGAAAACAUUGUUUUCUUUUCAAGCUAAUCCGUAUUCAAAUGUAGGGUUAGGGUUAGGUCUUUUCAUUGACUGAUUAUUUGCAAAGGUAAAAUAAUUCUUCAUGUUGUAUUCAAAUUUCUCUUCAAUUAGACUUUUCUGUUUUUGAAUAUAUUAUAAAGGAUAUAGUUACUAUUUACAGUUAAUUUACUUCUAAAUGUGUUCCUAAUAAAGACCUUAAUCUGUUUUAAUGCAUAACAAUACAUAAAAUGCAGUAACUGUAUGCAGUCUUUGUAUUUCUAGAAUACAUAAUCAAAUAUUUACUAUGUUGAACGUAUAUGUUGGUUUGUCUUUAUCCUGUUCUUGCAUUGUUGUCAAACACUAAAAUAUAUUGUUAUGCAAUGAAUGCUAUAACAUUAAAUGACGUUAUACAGU